AUGGAAAAACUAUGUUUAGCCAUUGGUUUGAUUUUAACAUUAGGAUUAAUAGAUAGUAUAAAUGCAGCAUGUCCUCAGGGCUGGACCAACAUGGGUGGCUCAUGUUAUAUCUUUAAUGACGAGAAAAUGACAUGGCAUGAUGCUAUGGAUUGGUGUAAAUCUAAGGGAGGAUACCUGGCUGAAAUAAACGACAAACAAGAAAGCGAUCAGCUCGAAAAAGUAGCAGCUGGUUUGCAUGUGAGAAAUAUCACACAAUUUGAAUUCUUUUGGUUAGGAGCUCAUGAUGAACAAACAGAAGGCGUUUGGGUUUGGGAAACAAGUCAGAAAAGACUUACGUAUACCGACUGGUAUCCUGGUGAACCAAAUAGUUAUGCUGGACACGAAGAAGAUUGUUUAGCACUAUUCAGUCUCACAAGUUUUCAAUGGGUGGAUUAUGAAUGUCAAAAAUUGACAAAUUUUAUUUGUGAAAGUCCGUAAGUCAUACAUUAUAUUAACCAUGGUUGUUUC
Molecule: messenger RNA, 507 nt
Organism: Mytilus trossulus (common blue mussel)
Lineage: Eukaryota; Metazoa; Mollusca; Bivalvia; Mytilida; Mytilidae
Product: perlucin-like
Exons: 5
Coding region: 1-477 (158 amino acids)
Source: RefSeq, a predicted model, not a curated record